GCUGAUAUGCGCCGAGCUUUUGAAGGGAGGAAGAGAGUUCCAUUGUGCGGUGGAUGGUCGACGCGUCUCAUAGCAUGUGAAUUUGGAGUGAGCUGGAUGCAAGCGACAGCGCUUGUCUAUCCUAAACUUUCUCUCCCUCCAUCUCGAUCUCCAAUUUGCGGAACAUAUUUUUGAGGAGCUGAGAGGACAGAAGACAUGGUUGAUACUACCCAGUCUUGGCAAAGAUGUUAUCCGGGUCAAGAACUUGCUUCAAAUGGUCGCCUUCACGGAUGGUGCCCAGUGGGAGGCCACCAGUCCAAAAGUGCAACCUGUACAAAUAACGUUGGAUAUAUCGCACGACAUCAGUCGUACAGCAGAAACUGAUGACCUGGUAUACUCUAUUGACUACUCGUCCAUCUGCAAAACUAUCGUCGCAAGUUGCGCAGGGGAGCACUUCUCUUCAUUGGAGUCAUUACAUGAUUACAUCCGAGAUGAAUGCUUCAAGGCACAUCAAGAGAUUCAGCAGCUUGGUCUGUGUAUCCUGCGGCCGAGAGGGUUGUUAUACCCAGCCAUCACCGCCAUUCAGACCACGGCCACAAGGACAGGGUCAAGCUCGCACUCGCCUGACGAACGGCUCUAUGUCUCCAACUUGGAGAUACGUACUAUAGUCGGGAUCAAUGAGUGCGAGAGGGAGGAGGCUCAACUAGUGCGUUUCGACCUGACCUUCCAUAGAUCAAGUCAUCGCAGAUAUGCGUUCCCUUUCCGAAAUACAGAGCGGAGAAUUCGUGCGGAUGUCGCCAAAUCAUCGUAUCUUACCUUGGAAGCUCUGGCAUCCUUUGUCGCUCAACUGUGUCUUGAAUCUUUGCAAGACGACUGCGAAUAUGUCACUGUCAAGGCAUCCAAACCAAGUGCUCUAAUCUGUGCCGAAGCUCCCGAGGUCGAGAUUACUCGUACACUACGUGAUGGUGAACUAGUGCCCUAUACUUCUGAAGAUCUCAAAAUCGAUGUAGGAGUGACAUCCACUUCCGCUCCCAAAUCCAAUACCACUUUCCAAAUUGGCCCCGAUCAACUUACUCUUGCUGGGGGAUAUGCUCAGUCUGACGAUUCCAAACACUUGGCUGCUAUCGCCAUUGGCUCAAACCUUGGUGAUCGAUUUGUCAAUAUUGAAGUUGCUUUGCGUCUACUGGAGACUCAUGGCGUUCAUUACAACCGUCUGCCGGAAGAUGCAAAUGUCACAAUCGUAGACACCAGCUUCAUGUACGAAACCGAACCAAUGUAUGUUACCGAUCAACCCAAGUUUGUCAACUGCGCUUGUAUGAUUGAGACAAACUUGUCGCCUCUGGAACUCCUGACGCUGUUAAAGAGGGUUGAGACCAUGGUGGGACGGGUCGCGUCCUUCCGUAAUGGGCCUCGUGCCAUUGACCUUGACAUCUUACUGUAUGACUCUCGGAUCCUGGAUACACGCCCAGUUGAUGGGAGGACCUCCGAAGAUCUUGAGGGUCACCUUGUGAUCCCACACCCAAAGAUGCUCGAGCGGGAGUUUGUGCUUCGACCUUUGAACGACAUGGUACCAGAUUACGUCCACCCCGUGUCGAAGCGUCCAAUUCAUGACUUGCUCUCCGAGACCCUGUCAAAGCAGAAGGAUCCUCAGGUAACACAUAAAGUCACACCAUUCCCCCAAUACCCUCUUUCGGCACCGCUAUCGCAUGGAGAGACAUCACAUCUUCAUAAUAUACCCCAUGUUCCGCCAACAGCAACGUAUUGGAAGUUCCCGGUAUCCUGCUCGUCGGCUCAGAGGACGUAUAUUAUGGGUACUUUGAACGCUACUCCGGACUCAUUCUCAGACGGGUCCGUCAAUAAUACGAUUCCUGCAGCACUCGCCUAUGCGCAGUCUGCCAUCCAGGGUGGUGCACAUAUUAUCGACAUUGGUGGACACUCGACUCGUCCAGGGGCAGCGUUCGUCUCGGCGGAUGAAGAGGCGUCUCGUGUGGUACCGAUCAUUCAGGCUAUUCGAUCCUACGAGUCCCACACUGAGGCUCAAGGGCCUGAAUCCGCUGCUGUUCGGCAUACACUCAUCAGCGUGGACACCUUCCGAUGGGAGGUAGCUGAACGUGCAAUCAAAGCUGGUUCGAACUGCAUUAACGACGUAUAUGCAUUCACAGGCCCAGAGUACCCAGUUGGCCAGACAGGGAAGGCUCAUUUUCAAAGGAUGUGCCAAGUCGCUCGCGACCUCGCUGUUCCUGUCAUUCUGAUGCACUCUCGAGGAGAGGCAUCCGCUAAUAAGGAUUACUCUGCAUACGAGUAUGCAUUGGACUCACGUGGCAGGGGAGCGUUUGUGGAAGGUGUUAAGAUAGAACUUGGAGGAAAAGUGGACGCUGCUGUCAAAGGCAAGGGUGGUUUGAGACGAUGGUUCGUCAUCGUUGAUCCGGGCGUUGGUUUCAGCAAAACAGUAGAAGGCAACCUGGAAGUUCUUCGGAACGCGUCUUCUAUUACCGGAGACAAAGCAACAACAAAUGGGUCUCGGAAUGCACUUUAUGGCUAUCCACAACUUAUCGGUGCUUCAAGAAAAUCGUUCCUGGGGACCAUCCUGCGACAACCUGACUCAGAAGGUCUAUAUGCAGGAAGAGAGACACAACCGGUGGAACGAGGUUGGGCAACUGCGGCAGCUGUGGCAUGUGCUGUUCAACAGAGGGCUGCUAUCGUCAGAGUGCAUGAUGUCCUCGAGAUGGGGGAUGUAAUCCGCGUGUCAGACGCUCUUUGGGCUUGAUGAGAACUGAGGGAAGGUUAUAUGACUUUAUCAACCUCGUUAAACUUGUUCUUUCUGCAGCUAGAGACUAACGUUGGAGUAGUGAGGACGAAGGAGAAGGGUUGAAGGCGUACUAAGACAACUUCCUGUUUGGGACGAACACAGAUAGAUUAGUCAGCGUAGUUCAACCAGUCAGAACCUGUAGCCUAGGAAGGCGGAACAACAACGACGAGCAUAACAGUCUACGAUACCACUAGUCCAACGUACAAUUACGAACAAUUUUUGGUAUUUGCGAUUUUGACAAGGAAAUUAAGACACAUGAAUAUGAGAGGAUUGUGGGUCCAUGUUGACUUACACUCUCCGGCCCGUCGUUCUAUACCUCGCACGACAUCCUCAAUCGAAGGCAAAUCGAGGGAUGCACUCUGGCCGCAGUGCUAGAAACGAUCGAAAAAAAUCCAGAUACGAUCAGGAGAGGGAUGCAGCUGUCGCUUAUGGGUACACGACAUUGUAUGAUUAUUACGCUGGAGUACUGUACUGUCGUGACCUGUUCCGAUGUGGAAGAAUUCGAGGAAGAGGUGAGGGAGCAGGAAUCAAUGGCGCUCAAUGACAAGGAGAAGGGCUGUCUUCGAUAUGGAGUGAUUUCAUGGUUUAGACUGCUGUGAGCUUGCCGGGACGUACUAGCUCUCUGUCAGAAAGGUUUGUGACCAGGACAAUGGGGAUUGAGUAGUAUGAUUGAAAGCCGAGGUUGAAUUGAACCUUUAGAAUUGUUAUUUCUUCGUUCUCCACCUACACCGCAAUAUAUCAAGCUCUGUGCAUCUCGCUCUUGAGCAUAUGUUAUAUCACCGUGCCCACGUCC
Molecule: messenger RNA, 3581 nt
Organism: Somion occarium
Lineage: Eukaryota; Fungi; Basidiomycota; Agaricomycetes; Polyporales; Cerrenaceae
Source: the annotation of a GenBank genome assembly